AAAACAAACAAUGGUUUGAGUGCUGUAAGACGAAUAGUUGAACAAUAUAAUAUAGAAGGCGUGUUUGGACCGCUUUAUGAAUUGAUUGAAUGUACAGAUCCAAACAAGUGGACGGCGGUAGAAGUCACAGCUGGACAAAGUUUAUUUCAUGUAGUUGUGAACACAGAUGAAACCGCAACUAAGAUUUUAGAGCCAUUAAGUCGCGAAAAGAAUGGGCGCGUCACAUUUAUGCCUUUAAACCGUUUGAGAAUGAAAUCUUUAAAAUACCCGGAACACAACGAUAAAAUGAUACCUAUGAUGGAAGUCCUCAAAUUUGAUCAGACAUAUGUGAAAGCAGUCGAGCAGGUAUUUGGCCGGUCAGUAAUAUGUGUGGACUUAAGUGUCGCGGCGACUUUAGCAAAAUCUCAUGAUCUGGAUGGAAUUACGCUAGAUGGCGAUCGUGUAGACCGGAAGGGAGCUCUUACUGGUGGUUAUCUUGAUGUUCGUCGCAGACGUUUGGAAGCCGCUACAAAUUUGAAAAGAUGGAGAAAAGAAUAUCAAGAGCUUGAUAAUCAUCAACAGAUUACUCAAAUAUUGAGUCAAAUGCAACUCAUUGAAGCCAGGCGCCGACAAGCUCAGGAUAGUAGGGAUCCUCUUUUGUUCGAUCUCAAUUCAAAAACGAAAGAGGAAGCAAAUUUGAAAGAGUCUAAGGCUGGAAAAGAAAGGUCUCUUUUAAAUCUUUAUAGUAAUAUCAAGAUGCUCAAAACACAGAAGGAAGCGCAUCAGAUAGAAAUGAGCACGGAACUUACCCAGACCUUAACUCCACAAGAACAACGGAAACUCGAAGAGCUAAAUACAAAUAUAGAACAAAUGCGGGAACGGUUAUCACGCUUUUCUACUUCAAGAUCUGAGCUUGAGGCAAGUAAAAACGUGUUGGAAAAUGAGCUGAAUGCAAAUUUGAAAAGACGGCGUGAAGAACUCUUGAUUCAAGUUGAGAGUUUGACCACCAUUGAUGACGAUCAAAUACACAGCACUAAAAACGAAUUAGAAAAACUAAUUCAAGAUAUGUCGGAACGAGCCGAGGAAAUUGAGAAGGAACUACAGGAAUCUUCCGCUUUCCAAAGUGAAAAGAGUUCCGAGUUAGAAAAAUUAAAAACUGAACAAAUUGAACGUCAGCAAAAACUUGAACGACAACAAAAGAAUGUUGACAAAUUCCUUUCGAAAAGAAAAUUAAUAUUACAAAAGAAGGAAGAGUGUACAAAGAAUAUUCGGGAACUUGGUGCAUUACCAGACGAAGCGUUCAAAAAAUACGAGAACACUGAUCCCACCAAGUUAUUGAAAAUGUUGCAUAAAGUUAACGAAGAGCUAAAGAAAUACAGUCACGUUAAUAAAAAGGCGUUUGAACAAUACAACAGUUUCACCAAACAGAGAGAUACUCUCUCUAGGAGGAAGGACGAAUUGGAUCAAUCCAAGAGGGCAAUUAAUGAAUUGAUUACCGUAUUGGAUCAACGAAAAGAUGAGGCGAUUGAACGUACUUUUAAACAGGUGGCGAAAUACUUUUCCGAAGUUUUUGAGAAAUUAGUAUCCGCCGGGCGUGGACAAUUAAUUAUGCAAAGAAGAAUUGAUAGGGAUUCGGAAGAAGAGGAUGAUGACAACGAUAACGAAGGGUCUGUGGUAGAUAGCUAUACAGGUGUUGCAAUUAAGGUCUCGUUUAAUAGUAAAACUGAUGAAGGGUUACGUAUGCAACAAUUAUCGGGAGGUCAAAAGUCGUUAGUUGCUCUUACACUAAUAUUUGCAAUUCAACAAUGUGACCCAGCCCCCUUUUAUUUAUUCGAUGAAAUUGAUGCUGCUCUUGAUGCACAAUAUCGUACUGCUGUUGCAUCUAUGAUACAUGAAUUGUGUGAGAAUGGACAAUUCAUUACAACUACCUUUAGACCGGAAAUGUUGGCUAAUGCCGAUAAAUUUUACGGAGUGACAUUUUCAAAUAAAGUGUCACGUAUUAGUGCUAUAAGCAAAGAUGAUGCACUUAAUUUCAUCACACAGGAACAACCGCAAUAA
Molecule: messenger RNA, 2037 nt
Organism: Funneliformis mosseae
Lineage: Eukaryota; Fungi; Glomeromycota; Glomeromycetes; Glomerales; Glomeraceae
Source: the annotation of a GenBank genome assembly